Molecule: messenger RNA, 2176 nt
Organism: Salvelinus fontinalis (brook trout)
Lineage: Eukaryota; Metazoa; Chordata; Actinopteri; Salmoniformes; Salmonidae
Product: NLR family CARD domain-containing protein 3-like
Exons: 2
Coding region: 489-2066 (525 amino acids)
Molecular function (GO): protein binding
Source: RefSeq, a predicted model, not a curated record
CUUUAUAACAGUCCUACAAUACUGUAGGCAUUAAAACAGACGUAAUAUUAAUAUCCUCUGUGUUAUUUCUUCAUUCAGAUGAGCUUGCUGUGAUUUGCCAACGUGAACUCAAAUCUAAUCUAAAGAAGAAGUUUCAAUGUGUAUUUGAGGGGAUCGCUAAACAAGGAAACCCAACACUUCUCAAUAAGAUCUACACAGAGCUCUACAUCACAGAGGGUGGAACAGGAGAUGUCAAUAAUGAACAUGAGCUGAGACAGAUUGAGACAACAACCAGGAAACAAGCAAGACCAGAGACUCCAAUCAAAUGUAACGACAUCUUCAAACCCUUAACUGGACAAGACAAACGUAUCAGAACUGUGUUGACAAAGGGAGUCGCUGGCAUUGGAAAAACAGUCUCUGUCCAGAAGUUCAUUCUGGAUUGGGCUGAAGGAAAAGCAAAUCAGGAUGUCCAAUUUGUAUUUUCAUUCCCUUUCCGGGAGCUGAAUUUGAUGAAAGAGGACAAAUACACUUUAAUCAAACUUCUUAAUCACUUCUCAAAGGAAACCAAAGAAUCAAGAAUCUCCAACUAUGACAAGUACAAAGUUCUGUUCAUCUUUGAUGGUCUGGAUGAGUGCCGACUGCCCCUAGACUUCCAGAAGAACAAGAUCUGUUGUGACGUCACAGAGUCAACCUCAGUGGAUGUUCUGCUGACAAAUCUCAUCAAGGGAAAUCUGCUUCCCUCUGCUCUCCUUUGGAUAACUACCCGACCUGCAGCAGCCAAUAAGAUCCCUUCAGGGUGUGUUGACCUGGUGACAGAGGUACGAGGGUUCAAUGACGCACAGAAGGAGGAGUACUUUAGGAAGAGAUUCAGUGAUGAGGACAUGGCCAGCAAUAUCAUCUCACACAUAAAGACAUCAAGGAGCCUCCACAUCAUGUGCCACGUUCCAGUCUUCUGUUGGAUUUCUGCAACAGUCUUUGAACACAUGCUGAAACAUAAGAGAGAAGAGAUGCCCAAGACUCUGACUGAGAUGUACACACUCCUUGUGGAGUUUCAUACCAAACAGAAGAAUGAAAAGUAUCUUGGGAAAGAAGAGACAGGUCCACACUGGAAUAAAGAGAGCAUUCUGUCACUGGGAAAACUGGCUUUUCAACAGCUUGUGAAGGGCAAUCUGAUUUUCUAUGAAGAAGACCUGAAGGAGGCUGGCAUUGAUGUCAAUGAAGCCUCAGUGUACUCAGGAUUGUGCACACAGCUCUUUAAAGAGGAAUGUGGGCUGUACCAGGACAUGGUUUACUGCUUUGUUCAUCUGAGCAUUCAGGAGUUUCUGGCUGCUGUAUAUGUGUUCCUCUCAUUCAUCAACAACAAUGAGAAUCUAAUGGAUGAUCCUCAAUCAAUGUUCAGAUACUUUUUGUCACUCUUCAGACACAAGGUUGAAGUUACUGAAGUUACUGUCUACAAGAGUGCUGUGGAUAAAUCUUUACAAAGUGAGACGGGAAACCUGGACCUUUUCCUCCGCUUCCUUCUGGGCCUCUCACUGGAGUCCAAUCAGAAGCACUUACGAGGUCUACUGACAAAGACAAGCAGCUCACAGACCCAUGAAGAAACAGUCAAGUACAUCAAGGAGAAGAUCAGGGAGAAUCCCUCUCCAGAGAGGAGCAUCAAUCUGUUCCACUGUCUGAAUGAACUGAAUGACCAUUCUCUAGUGGAGGAGAUCCAAAGUUUCCUGAGCUCAGGAAGUCUCUCAAAACCCAACCUGUCACCUGCACAGUGGUCAGCUCUGGUCUUUGUGUUGCUGACUUCAGAAAAGGAGCUGGAUGUGUUUGACCUGAAGAAAUACUCCAGAUCAGAGGAAGGUCUUCUGAGGCUGAUGCCAGUGGUCAAAGCCUCCAGAGCUGUUCUGCUGUCAGGCUGUGGAGUCACAGAGGAAGGCUGUGCUUCUCUGGUCUCAGCUCUGAGGUCAAACCCCUCACACCUGAGAGAGCUGGACCUGAGUAACAAUGACCUGAAGGAUUCAGGAGUGAAGCUGCUCUCUGCUGGACUGGGGAAUCCCCACUGUAAACUGGAGACUCUGAGGUCAGUAUUCCUGUAGUUGGUCAACAAGUGAUAACUGUUCACCAGAUCCACAUGUGUUUACCAGACACACAUAGUCCACACCAUAUGUGUUUGGACAGUGAAGAUUACAGUUUAAAUUUGGUGCUA